Molecule: messenger RNA, 4739 nt
Organism: Notolabrus celidotus (New Zealand spotty)
Lineage: Eukaryota; Metazoa; Chordata; Actinopteri; Labriformes; Labridae
Gene: edem3
Product: ER degradation enhancer, mannosidase alpha-like 3
Exons: 20
Coding region: 1088-3847 (919 amino acids)
Biological process (GO): endoplasmic reticulum mannose trimming; mannose trimming involved in glycoprotein ERAD pathway; carbohydrate metabolic process
Cellular component (GO): membrane; endoplasmic reticulum
Molecular function (GO): mannosyl-oligosaccharide 1,2-alpha-mannosidase activity; calcium ion binding
Source: RefSeq, a predicted model, not a curated record
CACCGAACCAGGAAGCGGAUGUGUUGACGUUUUCAACGCAACAGUAUCCGGUUGUGAAGACAGGCUAGCAACUCGAAGCUUUAGCUAACAGCGAAACUGUAAAAGUUAUACCACAGAGGAGAAAAAAACCACCUGGUGAGGGCCGCAGCCCAACAAUGGAAGUGGUUUCCGUGUACCUGUCUUGUAUUUCGGGUCUUCGCGUCGUCUCCAGCCGGGCUAGUUAGCAGCGCUUGCUAACUGGUUUAUUAAAGCCUGACAAGUGGUCGGCUUCUUCUCGGACUAGCUGACGAAACAUAUCUGUCAUGAUGAGGAAAUAAUUAACCUAUCAAAGGUUUGAUAAGAGGAGCUGGGAUGAACUGGACUGUUUAUUCUUUGUGUUUUAAAGACUGUAACGACAGAUAGUGGGGACUGAGUGCAUGAUCUGGGGAUUUGAGGAGUGGGAUUAUAAUCCAGAAUAAGUCAGGGACUGAUCUCUUAAUAGAAAGUCUCAAAUAUGACGACGUGUCUGUUUCACUUUAAAGCUAAAACUUCCCUUGAUCGUUGUUGCUUGUUGUCUUUAUCUCGAAAGUUACAUUGUUGUCAUUCUCACAUUUAGAAAGUAUGAUCCAGAAGCAAAAGCAGAGAAUAAUGUAGUGUUUGUCUGUUGAACGUCAAAGUGUCACAUGUGUGUGAAGGUCCGGGUGACAGCUUGGAAAAGUAAACAGGUUUGACAAACAAACCUGCUAACAGGGCAUGUAACAAUAUUACAGCACUACAGGUACUGCCGGGUACAUCUCUGUAACUAGCACAUCGAUAUCUCGUUACUUGAAUUAGAAACAUUCCUUCAAACUAUUUCUUUGCCUUUUUGGCGACUUGACAUUUGAAGAUCACCUUUAUCUGUAUUGCUCUUUGACUCACAGUCUUGAAUUUGGUGUCCUCUGAGAGACACAGAUGGAGGGUAAGUUGCGUGGACUCAGUAACAGUUUAUUUAUGAUGCUUUCCACUUGAUCUUUACUGUGUAGCCCAGAUGGGAAUGUGAAGGAUCAGGUUCUUGAAUAUUUUUCUAAGUUUGGGCUGUGUUUUUAGUGAGGGUAGUGGUAAUGACUCUAUGCUUGCGAAGAGCCAAGUUGUAGUUGUAUUUUUGAGAUCUUACCCAGCUCCCACAAUGCCUGAUCUACUGUCCUUAUUGGUGCUGCUUGGAGCAUUAUGUGGCCCCGGAUGGGCCAUGUCCCAGGAGGAAAAGAGCAAGCUGAGGAACCAAGUGGUUGAGAUGUUUGACCAUGCAUAUCAGAAUUAUAUGGACCACGCUUACCCAGCAGAUGAGCUGAUGCCACUAACAUGCAGAGGAAGAGUACGUGGACUGGAACCUAGUCGAGGGGACGUAGACGAUGCUCUGGGAAAGUUCUCUCUAACCCUCAUUGACACUCUGGAUACUCUGGUGCUUCUGAACAAGACGACAGAGUUUGAAGCUGCAGUGAGGAGGGUGCUGAAGGAUGUGAGGCUUGACAAUGACAUCGUGGUGUCAGUCUUUGAGACCAACAUUCGAGUCCUUGGAGGUCUGUUGGGAGGGCACUCUAUGGCUUUGAUGCUGAAGGAGGGAGGACAGAACAUGCAGUGGUACCAAGAUGAGCUCCUGCACAUGGCCAAGGAUCUGGGUCUCCGUCUGCUGCCAGCCUUCAACACCAGCAGUGGCUUGCCUUAUCCCCGGGUGAACUUGAAAUACGGUGUCAGGGGUCCUGAGACGAGAACAGGCACAGAAACAGACACCUGCACUGCCUGUGCGGGAACCAUCAUCCUGGAGUUCGCUGCGUUAAGUCGCUUCACUGGAGAUCCUGUGUUUGAGGCCCAUGCCCGAAGAGCCCUGGACUUUCUGUGGGAGAAGAGGCAAAGAAACAGCAACCUGGUGGGAACCACCAUCAACAUCCACUCUGGAGAGUGGGUCCGCAGGGACAGUGGAGUCGGAGCAGGAAUUGACUCCUACUAUGAAUACCUGCUGAAGGCCUACGUCCUCUUGGGAGAUGAUCAGUUUCUGCAGCGGUUCAAUAUUCACUAUGCAUCUAUAAUGAAAUACAUCAGCCAGCCUCCACUGCUGCUGGAUGUCCACAUCCAUAAACCUCUCCUCCCUGCUCGCACAUGGAUGGACUCGCUGCUUGCUUUCUUCCCUGGACUACAGGUGUUGAAGGGAGAUAUUCGUCCAGCCAUCGAGACUCAUGAGAUGUUGUAUCAAGUUACAAAGAAACACAACUUCCUCCCGGAGGCCUUCACUACUGAUUUCAGGGUACACUGGGCCCAACAUCCCCUGAGGCCUGAGUUUGCAGAGAGCACCUAUUUCCUUUACAAGGCCACAGGAGACCCUUAUUACCUUGAGGCAGGUCGCACCAUCAUGGACAACCUCAACCGCUUUGCUCGUGUCCCCUGUGGCUUUGCUGCAAUGAAGGACGUACGCACAGGGAGCCAUGAGGACAGAAUGGACUCGUUCUUCCUCGCUGAGAUGUUCAAAUACCUCUUCCUGCUGUUUGCUGAUGCUGAGGACCUACCUUUUGAUGUGGAGGACUACGUCUUCACAACUGAAGCACACCUGCUGCCCCUGUCCCUCUCCACUGCCCCUCACUCUACAUCUAUUCCAUCAAACAAAACGUCAGAAGAGGAGCUGGAUGACUCUAACUUUGAUUGGACGUGCCCAAACACCCGGCUCCUGUUUCCUGACCCCGCCUUCCCUCGUAACCUGAGAGAGCCGAUUCGCACUGCUGUGGACAAGAGCUGCCCCCGGCCUGCUCCUUACCGGGAGCUUGGUAUGGGACGCCCUCCUCUGAGAGCUCAGGACUUCAUGGCCAAUAAUCCUGAACAUCUGGAGCUGCUGAGGAGAAUGGGAGUCAGUCUCAUCCACCUGAAAGAUGGCAGGGUGCAGCUGGUGCAGCAUGCUACACAGGCGGUGAGUGCGGUAGCAGCAGAGGACGGCGUACGUUUCAUGCAGGAGAUGAUGGAGCUGUCCAGCCAGCAGCAGAAAGAGCAGCUGCCUCCCAGAGCCAUUCAGAUCGUCUCCCAUCCGUUCUUUGGCAGGGUUGUGCUGACGGCUGGCCCAGCACAGUUUGGCACAGACCUGUCCAAAAGUUCCACAGGGGUGCGAGGCUUUGUGACUGUGGCUGAACCCUACAGCGGCUGUUCUGAGAUCACCAAUGCUGAGUAUGUUCAGGGCCACAUCGCCCUACUUCAGAGGGGUCAGUGUAUGUUUGCAGAGAAGGCCAGAAAUAUCCAGAAGGCUGGCGCCAUCGGAGGCAUAGUCAUCGAUGACAAUGAGGGCAGCAGCAGCGACACGGCUCCCUUGUUUCAGAUGGCAGGUGACGGCCGCAACACAGAAGACGUCACCAUACCCAUCCUCUUCCUCUUCCACAAGGAGGGAAACAUCCUGUUGGAGGCGCUUAAGGAGUACAGAGAAGUGGAGGUGCUGCUGAGCGACAAAGCCAGAGACAGAGGUGUGGUUGCGCCGGAAGCGGAGGAAGAGCGCUUUACUGAGGCAACGACUCCCACCUCUUUCGAUCCUGUGAGCCAAACGCAAACGAGCACAUUGGAGCAGAAUGAACUGACUCCAGAGGAGCUUACUCCAUCGCAAGAGGAAGUCAGCGCAGUAGAUGAAGACACUAGUCCCGCAGAGGAAGUGACAUCACCUGAAGAGGAAGUAACUCCAACACAAGAAGAAGAGGAGGAGGAGGAGGCUGAUGUGGCACAGCCCAAGGAGGAGAGAGACUCUGAGGAGGGAGAGGAGCCCGAGGGCGACACAGACUCAAGCAGCCAGUCAGUGGACGAACUGCUGGCUGACUGGCGGGAAGACUUGGAGGCGUUCCAGCAGAUGGAGAAAGAUGAGCUCUGACAGUCGUCUAGCGCGUGCUGACCUGUGAGCGCAGGUUUGAUCCCACUGUGGGUGGGAAACCUGGAGGGGACACAUCUUCACACCAGCCUCGAUGUGAUGACAGCUAAGGAGGCUGUGGAGAUGUCUUUCAUGUGCCAAGAAAGCCCACAUACUGUAUCUGUGGACCAUAAGGGAGUCCUUUUUAGCCUGGUAGAUUACAGCUGAGACACCAGGGUUUUUACCUCACUUUCUCAUACAGUUUCUGUUUAUGUGGUUACAAUGAAAUGAAUGAAAAGGACCAGAUAGUGUGUAACAGCCUCUCAGUUUCUACUCUUAUCUCACUCUGUUGUUCUCUCUAUGCAUUUCUGUCUCCUUUUACUCAAAUCAAUGCUGGUCCAACAAGUCAUUCUAACUAAUUAAUCCAUCGACCAAUUAGCUUUUAUUGAAAUGUGAUGAUUAUUUGUGAUGAGACAUUAACUGACGUCAUGGUCUUGGCCCUAAUCAUAUUGAUGUAUGUUAAGGAGUGAUUCACGGGGGAAUAAGCUGCAGGAUAUUUUUAUGGCUUUAUGGAGGACAAACUCAACACCAAACUCUAUCUCUGUGGAGGAUAUAUGAAGUCAUAUGUAAUGUACAUAUGUAUUUGUUGAGAUAUAUUGACUGACUAUAUCUAUGAAGUGCUGCUUUGCUCAGGUUCUGGUUCAUCCCCACAAACAACAACCUCUGGACCACAACGGGUGGAGCAGACACACCCUCAGCAGCACUGCGAGAUGGAUCACACAUCUGCAGGCAGCCACAGGAGGGCGCUGUGUGAUAUGAAUGUCAUGCUGUUGCUGCUGACUGAUUGGUUGGGGGAGAAAUAAGCCAAUAAGUUAAGAUAAUUAAAUAAAAUAAAAGUUGAGAGGGAACUCGGGAA